CUUAACGAACCCUUUCGUUGCCAUGGCAACCCAAACCAAGCGUCCAAAAUGUCGAGUUUGUUGGGGAAAAGUUUAUUUGAAGUCAGUGGUCAAGGUCCUCCACCCAAUAAAGACUUCUUCCAAUUUUCUGUUACCAAGACAGAGGUUAUUUGGAGAUGGUGGAAGAUUUCUUUGAGAAGUGAUGGUAGGAACACUAAGCCAGGAGAACUGAGGGAGUCUCACAAUGACUACUUGGAUGACAGCCGGAUUCAGACCAUCAUUAUGAGCCAUCCUCCCCUCAGCAGCCUCCACUGGUGUGAUGGUUUCCUAGGUCAGGUGAGUGUGGUGUUUGGCCCACGGAUCCUUCAGUACAGCCAGGCACUAUGUCAGGGCCACUAUGACUACCUGGAGCGUCUGCCCGACCCCCUGCUUCUCCACAUCCUGACUCAUCUGGAACUGGAGGACGUGGCACGGCUUGGACACACCUCACACAGGUUCAGGAAGCUGUGUCGUUCGGAGGAGUUCUGGGAGCAAGCGGUGCGCGGCCACUGCGGCUCCGUGUCUGCUGAGGUGGAGGCCCUGGCCCUGGAGUUGGGCUGGAAGAGCGUCUUCUUCACCAGCAAGCUGCAGCUGCAGAAACAGAUCAGCCGCAGGAGGAAGAGGAGCCAGAAGCUACUCUGUACAGACCUGGAGCGCUAUGAUGUAGACACAAUGGUGGAGCGCAGUGAGGACCCAGAGAGCCACGCUGCAGAUAUAGAGCCAGGUUCUGAGUCGGACCCUGGGCCGGAGCAGCUCUGUACAGACAUGCAGCGCUGUGGGAUGAUUGCGGGCCAGGGUCGUGGUGUGGCACAGGGGGACUGCAGCGCUGAUUCAGGGAGCUCACUGAAAUGACUAGUGUUUUAUCUUUACACUCUAAAUAGGAUCUGAGGUUUCAAUGCAGAGGAAUAGAGGACGGCUUGAUCUCGGGUGGAGACAGUACAAGUCGUUUUUGAUACAAAUAUGAUGACUGUUGAAUGUUUGAUGAAUUCAUGUUAGUUAUGCUUCUUGUCUUUCAAUCAAUACAAUGGCUGUGUUGUGUUGGAAGACAGUUUGUCUCAUAGACAGUUGCCUGGCAGCAAAGGAUGUUGUGGCAAUGGCUGGAGAUGUUAAUAUGCAUUUUUACCUGCUGUUGCUUUGUGUUGUACAUGUGCCAUAAUCUUUUUCCUUAUACAUUUUAGCACGAGCAGGACAAUACCAUUCAGUGGAAUGAUUCAGGGAGGGCACGUUUGGUAAAAAUAAAAGGAUAAAAACCUGCCA
This is a messenger RNA of Salmo salar (Atlantic salmon), 1275 nucleotides long. The record is from RefSeq and is a predicted model, not a curated record. Lineage: Eukaryota; Metazoa; Chordata; Actinopteri; Salmoniformes; Salmonidae.